GAGAGAGAAAGAGAGAGAAAUGCAACCUCCCAAAAUAAAGAGCAAAGAUUGCAUUAGGAGCGAAACAGCGCUGCAGAUAUAGAUGGCAGCUUCGUGUCAGUGAGUUUGCGUCCCCCUUCCUGAGCCACGAGCUGGAGUGAUUAGAGCCCUGGAAGGGAAUUGUUACUCCCGUGAAGUCCCCUGUUCCUGGCAGUCAUCUGCACUGUAAAAGCUGGAUCACUCUCUCCAUCCACCCCGCUCAACUCGCUCCUCUCUCGUCUCCUCUCUCCCUCUCCUGCAUUGAUUUUUUUUCCUCUCCCUCUCUCUCCUUUUUUUUUUUUUUUUUUUAGUUGACUGAAACAAAACAAAACAAAAGGGCCACUGGAUGUCUGCCUUCCUGGGGGGUGAGCCAGACAGACUGACAAACAAACAGACCCAGCUGAGCUCGGGGGAGGGCUUCUCCUCCGCUUUUGCCCGGCAGCAGCAACAUGGACGUGUUGGCUAGUUAUAGUAUAUUCCAGGAGCUACAGCUUGUCCACGACACCGGCUACUUCUCAGCUUUGCCGUCCCUGGAAGAGACCUGGCAGCAGACAUGCCUUGAGUUGGAACGCUACCUCCAGACAGAACCCCGGCGUAUCUCGGAGACCUUUGGUGAGGACUUGGACUGCUUUCUGCACGCCUCUCCUCCCCCGUGCAUUGAGGAAAGCUUCCGGCGCUUAGACCCCCUGCUGCUCCCAGUGGAAGCCACCAUCUGCGAGAAGAGCUCUGCAGUGGACAUCUUGCUCUCUCGGGACAAGUUGCUAUCUGAGACCUGCCUCAGCCUCCAACCAACCAGCUCUUCUCUAGACAGCUACACAGCGGUCAACCAGGCCCAGCUCAACGCAGUGACCUCAUUAACGCCCCCCUCGUCCCCUGAGCUCAGCCGCCAUCUGGUCAAAACCUCACAGACUCUCUCAGCCGUGGAUGGCACGGUGACGUUGAAACUGGUGGCCAAGAAGGCUUCCCUCAGCUCAGUGAAGGUGGGAGGGGUGGCGGCGGCAACAGCCGUGACACCAGCUGGAGCAGUUAAGAGUGGACAGAGCGACAGUGAACAAGGAGGGGUAGGGGCUGACACAUGCCCUGAAAACAAGAAGAGGGUCCAUCGCUGUCAGUUUAACGGGUGCCGGAAAGUUUAUACAAAAAGCUCCCACUUAAAGGCCCACCAGAGGACUCACACAGGUAGUGAGAAGCCUUACAAGUGCUCCUGGGAAGGAUGCGAGUGGCGUUUUGCACGGAGCGAUGAGCUCACAAGGCACUACAGGAAACACACAGGUGCAAAGCCCUUUAAAUGCAACCACUGCGACAGGUGUUUCUCCAGGUCCGACCAUCUUGCUCUCCAUAUGAAGAGACAUAUCUAAACAAAACAAAACAAAAACAAAAGUAAACAACAACAAGAGCAAAACACCGGAAAGGCCAGAGUUGCCAUGGCAUCAGCCAGUGUCCGAAGGAAAUGCCGUGAGGCAGAGGGCUGGACUUCAGGCGGGGAGCACUGCCUCGCAGAAGAGAGUUCUCGCUUACAAACCUCUGUGUACAUACAUGUACACGCACACAUACGCACACCCUCUCACACAGAGACCCACACACAUACCCACUGUCAUGCACUCAACUAUAUUUAAAGUAUAUACGUCUAUUUCUUAUGCCUUGCCCUAGCCAGAUGGUAGAAGACAAGGAAGAAGGGAGCCAGGUGAACUCCGAGAGGCGCCGGCUGCCGGCUCCGAGCAGCACUAUUGGAAUUACUUCCCGCCGUUGCCAACGGAAAACAAAGCAAAUGGAUGUCUUCACGGUGGCCGGCAGUACGAGGGGCUUUACCUAACCGGCUUCUCGGUGCAAUUUGAUAAGAGAAUCCAACAUCUUACAGUUGCAUACGUGUGGCACUAAUGUUUCUUUUUAAAUAGUUGGGGGAAAUUGACCUAGAAAACCAAAUUGCAGUUUGGUAGCCAAACCUAACUCCCGGUUUAUUUGUCCUUUGUGUGUGAAAAGUCCUACUAUUCCGUGCGUCAGACUUCCUCACAGAACUGUCGGUUGCUUUUGGUUCUUCUUAGGACCACUGAGAUCUUUCUGAGUCGCUACCAAUGGCCUUAGUGGCGGCAGACUGUGGAUCCACAUCUUACACCUUUCUGGCCUGCAUCUCUCUAGACUUCACUCUCAAGGGAGGAGUUUUCUUUUCUUACAUUUUUUUUUCUUUUUGACUCUCGCACAUCAUAUGCACUAGGGAUUCUGGAAACUUCUAGCAUGACUGCAAAGUGGCCAAGAGAAUAACGUUCUUGAUGAUAAGUCACAGUAAUACCCCUUGAGCCUCACCUUCUUGCCAGUGCUAGAAUUUUUCUUUUUAAUCUCUCUGAUUUUUGCUAAGGAAAACUUGAAAGAAAAAAAAAAAAGCUUAUUUGGAAGCUUAAAUGUUUUAUGUUUUCUCCAUGGACUAAACCUCUCCAGGACUCUCUCGGCACCUGGAUGUCUAGCUCUCGAAGCAGCCAAUCAGACGGGACAUCACAGUUCUCUCGUCCCUCCUUGAGGCGUGAUGACCUCAGCUCACAGUGAGCAGCUACUGUGCUGUGUCAUUGCUACCCUGUAACCAGUUACAGCAUAGAUGUCGCUAGUCUCAAAGGGCAGCUGCGUAUUUAAUCUAACUCUGGGUUAUGACCUGACAAAAAGCCAAAAAUAUCACUCUUUCCAGGAGUGGGGGAAUCAGAGGAUGUCUCCCAAGUCUAGAGGCUUCACAAAAUGUCAUCCCAUCUCUUCCCUCUCUUACCCACUGAGAUCAUGGUACCCACUUGUUAAAUACAUGCUUCAAAACGCCAUCGUGGGAAUGAAGGUUGUCCAUUAAGGAAAAGGUGGAGGUGUCUCUUGUGGUGUGUCUAGGAGUUUAGGGGGCUUCCUUUUUAGGGGGGAGGGAACUGGUUCUUUUUGGCUAGGCCCACCAUGGCUUGUGACCUAAAGCACCCAGGAUCAACAGAGGCCUCCCAUUUUACCCUGAAAGCUGACUCCAAGGGGGUUCUAUUGCUCACCUGCAUUUCACACACGUGUAUUCCAAUGUCAGUUUCUAUCUUCCCGCACUCUUAGCUAGCUGGCACUGGCCUAAACUCCAAAGACUGCCUUUAGGACCAUUAACUGGCCUAUGCAAGCAAGCGGGGUGGGUGUUAAGGCAGAUUGUAUAUUUUGUAUAUUCUGGGACCAUCCCUUGAAGACAAGUCUAACAAACAAAAAUGGUAUCUGGUCCGUACAUGGUUGCUGCUCCUUCAUACCAGCUGGCUCCCUCCUGCCCUCCUUUGACUGUGUGACUCGCUGACUGUUAAAAUGUCACCCCAUACAUAUUUGGGAUGCAAAACUGAAGCCUUUUAAAGGAAAUAAUACUAAUGUAAGCAACCCAAACACAUAGGACAGCGGCCUUCAAGAUCCUUGGCACUUGGGUUCUCAGCUCUCUACAACUUUUGUUUCACUGAAAUGUUGAAUCUGUUUGUCGGAGGGUAAAGGGACCUCCUUGUCACAAAUGCCAUAGCUUUCAGUUGGACACUUGGGGCAUUUUGAGGUCUAGCCUUUAGAAUUUUCUUUUACUUUUCUUUUCAAUUUAGACCAAAAAUAAAUAAUAAAAAAAGAAAAGAAACCACUCUGAACACACAAACACACACACACACACACGCACGCACGCACACAUACAGCUCCAUUUGCCAGAGCAAUUAUGUAUAUGUUAGUUGAAGGGUAUUAAAGAAAAAAAAAAAGAAUCUGUUUUAUUCCAAAGAUGUAAAAGUGGACAUGACUUAGAAACCGUUUUGGGGCACUGCUUGCUGACAAUCUCAUGCUCUACUGCAUUUGAGUGCAUUUUUGCAGCCAGUCCAUCAGGGCACACCAUGGGGUUAUGAAUGUGUGGUGCAUCCUUUUUGGAUGAAGGAUGUGUGAGGGACCUCGAACCUCAGUUGUAUUGAACUGUCGCGCCUCCAGUCAGUGCACUAGAUGAAACCUUCUAGACUACCCGACUUCUGUUGGUUUGUUUCUUUUCCCCCUUAGGUAGCAGCCUCCAGCAUGAAUGCACGCACACGCCGGGCAUGGCAUGAAGCCAUGUCUGCCAUGAUUUACAGAUGUUCUCUCCCAGGCUGGAGCUGCUCUUGUUCUCAAAAUGUUAUUACUAAGGUUUAUAGUACUUAAUUUAAUUUUUGUACUGACCAAUGCAAGGCUCUAUAAAAAAAAAAAAAAGAA
Messenger RNA from Psammomys obesus (fat sand rat), 4209 nucleotides. RefSeq names its product KLF transcription factor 7 (gene Klf7). Gene Ontology annotation, biological process: regulation of transcription by RNA polymerase II. The transcript is spliced from 4 exons. The coding region runs from base 468 to 1376 and encodes 302 amino acids. Gene Ontology annotation, molecular function: RNA polymerase II cis-regulatory region sequence-specific DNA binding; DNA-binding transcription factor activity, RNA polymerase II-specific. The record is from RefSeq and is a predicted model, not a curated record. Lineage: Eukaryota; Metazoa; Chordata; Mammalia; Rodentia; Muridae.